AUGGGUCUUCUGCGGUAUGGACUCAUUCUGGGCGGUCUUGCACUUCUAGCUCAUUUUAUUGCCGAUCGACUUCAUUCGAAACUUCCUCUACAUUUCGAUGGACAUGUGUCGAAAGGAUACGAGAGUGUUCAGAAGGCAUUCGAGCAGAAUUUCAUCGAUGGUUGGGAGUCCGAAGGAGCAUCAUUUGCAGUGUAUGUGAAAGGUCAGAAAGUAGUGGACCUGUGGGGUGGAUAUGCCGACAAGCAAGCGGCUCGUCUAUGGAAGGAGGAUACCAUCUCGGUGGCGUUUUCUACGACAAAAGCCGUUGCAGCUGUUUGUAUAGCGAUGCUUGCUGACCGAGGACGUCUCAAGUACGACGAUCUCGUCUCGAAACACUGGCCUGGAUUUGCCAAGAACGGCAAAGAGAACAUCACUAUUGAAUGGGUUAUGUCACAUAUGGUAAGUUCUGGCUCUUUAUAUGGAAAUUUUUCAUGUCUAAAGCUCCAUUCAUAG
Haemonchus placei is the source of this 492-nucleotide messenger RNA. The record is from the annotation of a GenBank genome assembly. Lineage: Eukaryota; Metazoa; Nematoda; Chromadorea; Rhabditida; Trichostrongylidae.